This is a messenger RNA of Sporothrix schenckii 1099-18, 726 nucleotides long. RefSeq lists its product as uncharacterized. The record is from RefSeq and is a predicted model, not a curated record. Lineage: Eukaryota; Fungi; Ascomycota; Sordariomycetes; Ophiostomatales; Ophiostomataceae. The transcript has 2 exons. Gene Ontology annotation, molecular function: S-adenosylmethionine-dependent methyltransferase activity. Bases 1 to 726 code for a protein of 241 amino acids.
AUGUGGGAACAAUGGUUCGACUACCAUCGAGACCAUGGUGGCGCAUUUGAAAUUGCACACGACGCAAAAUGUGGUCCCGGGACUGCUGCCACGGCCAUCAGUCCGCAUUUCAAAAAGGUGUUUGUAUCCGACGCCGGAGCCUCCAACUUGGGGACUGCUGAGGCCAGUCUUAAACCACGCGAGAAAUUCACGUUUCACCAAAGUCCUGCUGAGAAGACAGCCGAGUUGCUAUCACCAGCGUCCGUCGACUUCACAUCCAUCGGCAUGGCUUUCCACUACAUGGAAAGCGCCGCUACCGUGCGUGCUGUAGCUCAAACCCUGAAGCCGGGCGGCAUAUUUGCUGCCGUUACCUACGGAUUCCGUCUACUGUUCCCUGGCCGACCACGAGCUGAAGAGCUUUGGUACAAAACCACCAGCCGCGCAACACUGCGACUCAUGAGUGAAGGAAAGUUGUUUCCCGCAGCAAUGCGCGGUCUUGCACGGGCCAUGACCGGCCUGGACUUUGUGGCAUUCCCCUCAAAUCUUUUCGAGGAGGGCGUACGCCGCACAUACGUCAAUGUGACCAAAGGCGGGAAACGGCCACUCUACUUUGUUGACAACGAUCCGUCCCUAUGGGAAGAGGCCACAUGUGUGUCACCAACAGACGUAAUGGAAUAUGUUCAAGGUGUAACAUGGGGACGGCGAGCGGAUGUCGUGUGGUUGCGUGGCUUCUUGGCCAGCUCAUAG